GGGCCGGCGGAGCAGGAGGGCAAAGGGGCAGCGACAGAGCGCACCGGGCCGCCAUGGUGCUGGUGGUGGUGAUGGGCGUCAGCGGCUCGGGGAAGACGACGGUCGGGUCGCGGCUGGCAGAGAAGUUGGGAUGGAAAUUCUACGAUGCAGACGAUUAUCAUCCUCUCGAGAAUAAGAAGAAAAUGGACAGGAUUCCUUGGCUUUGCACAUUGCAUGACAUACUAAGGAGAGAAGACACAUCUAGACAAGAUACAAUUCUGGCCUGUUCUGCACUGAAAAAGAUGUACAGGCGUGUGUUAAUUAGUGGAGCAUCUGCAAUUGAAACCAACCAGCCAGAGCAACCAAGAGAAAAACCAGCACUGAAGAUUCUCUUUGUUCACUUGGAUGGACCUAUGGACAUCAUUGCUGGCCGCUUGGAGAAGCGGAGAGGUCAUUUUAUGCCACUUGAACUUCUCAAGUCUCAGUUUGAUACUCUAGAGCCACCUAGUGCACCAGAAAACUUCAUUACUGUCAGUCUAGAAAAAUCUCUCCCAGAAACAGUGCUAGAGAUUGAGAAAGCCAUUCUUCAGAGUGAGGCUUUGAUGGAGUAAUUUCCUGAAUUGACACAUAUAGAAAUUCCCUGAAAGACAGCAAGGCUAUGAGACAAGAUUUUAAUUAUUAACUUGAUUAUUAAAUCAAACCAACUCAUUGUUAAGAGCUGAUUUACUACUAAUUUUUUUAUCAUGGCUCUGUAAAAGACAUAUAAGAUGUAAUUGGCAAGAACUGUUAACUUUUUAAGCCCUUCACUCUCUGAAGUUAAAAUUCUCAUUUUAGUAAGCCUACUUUUGAAAAUCCUGGGCAAGAAUCACACAGAAUAAUUUAUUUUCUUAAUUUUAAUAUUUACUCUGUCAGACACCGAGAUGCGGACAUCUGCUAUUACAAGAUUAAAUAAUUUACAGCUUUGUUAAAAAUAACAUAAUUUUCCUAGAAGAGGCAGAAACAUGGAUGAUUGUUUGAGUGUGAGAAACAGAGGCCUCUCUGAGUUCCUCAAAAUGCAGGGUUUGAAUUAAAGCCUUUACAGAAAUUAAAAUAUAUUAAGCUACACAGACAUGAAAUGGAGCUGUAAGCUUAAGUUUUAAGUAUGUAAGUAAGUAAGUUUAAGUAAGUAAAAAUAUGUUUUAAGUGCCUUAAGGAGCAAAAGCACUCGAAUCUGGUGUUAAAAACAAGCUUCAAAAACACGCUUCAGUGAGAGCUCGAAAACAUAGUUCUAGACAUAAUAAAAAUAUAGUAAGAAUAUUGCUUACGUUCUUCAGAUAGAACAGAUAGGCCAUAUAUGCAAGUUAUGCUUAAACUUCUGUACUAUAGAACUAGAAUUCUAAUAGGUUUAGAAGAAAUGCUUCAGGUUCGUGGUUUUAGGUCACUGGGUAAUUUGUAAACAAAAAUCCGUGUAUUGGAGUGAGAGCUCUCUCAUUGUCUCUCUCCUCUCUCCUCACUGCCCUCAUCAUCGCCUGGAAGAAGACAGGAGCUGCUGCUGCAACUUCGGCCCUCCCAGGGCCUUGCACCAGGAACUGCUUCUGUUUCUAAUCAGGACUUGACCUCUAUUCGGGGCUCUAGGCUGAAGCUUUUAGCACAGAAUUUAACACUUGGGACUCUGUCUUUUGAGACUGAUGUGCCUUUUACAAUAAACAACUUUACAGCGACUAACAACUGCUCUGCUCUCUUGAAGAACUAAACCCAUCACAAUAUUGACACAUGAUGAAGUUCCAUACAUGACACUACCCUGUCUCACUGCCGGAUUUUCAAGUUGUAGUUCUGUGUCUGUAUCCUUGUUGACCUCACCAGAACACUGAUGACUUCAUGAGAAUUUUUCUGAUCUCUUACUGUAUACAUUGACCACCAAGCUGAAAAAUGUGCGAAAAAAAAGGUAGUGGUGAUGAUGCAAUAUUCAAAAUUUAAUUGAAUUAAAAGCUUUAGAAAUAAAAGUGGCAUCCUACUGCCUCUGAACUUAGUGCUUUCAUGUACAAAGUGUACGCAUCUCAGUCAAGCGUGACUCAACCAGUGAUUUAAAGUACUGAAUGCAAGAUUGAUAGACGUUUCUUUCUUUCUGAAAACUUAUUCUUUCACAGUUGGACCUUCUCCUUCCCUUCCCAAUGCUGGUGGGCACCUCAGUGCAUGUCAAUGCAGUUGCUUUAAAGCUUCUGAUUAAACUAUCCCUAAUACAUAUUCUUCUCAUCUUUUUUGAUGAAGAAUUUUUUUUUAUUCCUGGGAUGAUAGAUGAAUUCCUGUAGAAGAACACCUCAUGUUUUAAAGCAUCUUUAGUGCAAUUUUUACCUGGGUAAGUAGUUGAAAAACAUUAAUCAUGGCUCUCACUAUGUAUGAAAACAGUAAGGGCUUUGUGGUUUAUGAGGCAAAAUAGUGUGCUUAAAUUAGCGCAAUAAAUGGGCAUUAUCUUAUUGAAAGCAAC
Molecule: messenger RNA, 2443 nt
Organism: Sturnus vulgaris (Common starling)
Lineage: Eukaryota; Metazoa; Chordata; Aves; Passeriformes; Sturnidae
Source: RefSeq, a predicted model, not a curated record